This is a messenger RNA of Wallemia ichthyophaga EXF-994, 2283 nucleotides long. RefSeq names its product Retrograde golgi family transport protein RGP1-like protein. The transcript has 6 exons. Gene Ontology annotation, biological process: retrograde transport, endosome to Golgi. Bases 1 to 2283 code for a protein of 760 amino acids. The record is from RefSeq and is a predicted model, not a curated record. Gene Ontology annotation, cellular component: Golgi membrane; Ric1-Rgp1 guanyl-nucleotide exchange factor complex. NCBI's taxonomy places the organism in Eukaryota, Fungi, Basidiomycota, Wallemiomycetes, Wallemiales, Wallemiaceae.
AUGUCAUCGCCACAGCCACCAGGUACAAACAAUCAGCCACAAAAGAGCGCUCGUGAUACGGCGAAGACUUUCAACAAGUUCGCAAAGCGUGACCCAUCACUUUAUCCGCUCGCAGGAAUUAUCGGCUCAAUCGUCGUCGUCGCAGGAUUCUUCUUCAUGUCGAAAGCUGAUUCCACCAAGGGCGAACGUAAGUUUGCUUCACAGACUUGGGCAGACAGGCUCUCAAACAAGGAUUCUUCAUUAAACGAAUACAAAGAGGAGUUCAGAAAGGCGGCGGGGCGUCAGUCUCUGUCCGUAUCCACGAAUCAUAACAAUGGCGGUGUACUGAGUAACACACGCGCACAGCAGGCACAACUCAAACAACCUCCAUCAAGAUGUGGUCUCGUUGGUAAGAAUUCUGAUCCUGUACCUCAGAAUGACGUUGGUAUUGGUAAAGGCAGGCCUUCUACUUUACGACACAACAGACAAGUACAAUCAAUUGACCUCUCAAAGCGAUUCUCAUCUGCUGAGACGCUGUCCUCACCCUCACCACCCUCUUCUUCCUCUUCACCUUCUUCAUUGUCAAUUAACUCCACACAAUCACCCACACGCUCUCCAAACCUCCCUUGGAGGCAUCCCCACACGCGCAAAGCUUCAAACCUUUCCACUCCCACUCCCACAUCUUCUACCAUGCAGGAUAACUCAACCUAUCAUAAACUGAAUCGCAACCUCAAAACACCCCUACUUCCGAACCACGAGAAGAUUCUAUGGGCGACUGCUCAACUUUGUGGCAAAAUUGAGCUCAAUCGCUCGCUGAUAAAGAGGAGCACCAUGACUAACCGCAGAUCGUCAAAUGUACUCGGUGGAGGUGUCCUGGACGAUGUAAAAGCAAAUCCCCACAAACGCAGCAGUACACUGUUCAAUUUCAGCCUCACGAACUGGUUCAACCACCUCAACAACUCGUCAAACUCAAACGACACCUCCAACACAACACUAUCGAUUUGGGAAACUAGGAGAUCUGUCUUGGUUGUUGAUAAAGUGCUUUCACCUAACCAAGACACCACAAUCACUUUUCAACACACUCUGCCGAUAACUUUACCACCCAGCUAUCACGGCAAAAUUGGUAAAAUAACCUACGAGUUUGUUGUAGGUACUAAUAAACAAAAUGGAAAUGCUCGCGUUAUCAAAAUACCAAUAAAAGUACUCCCAAAUGUCACAAUUGAUGAGGAAAGCAGGAGGUUUGAUGUCCUCAAACCUAUAAUGGAAAUCAACGAAGAAGCGAUAGUGAAGGGUGGUGACGUUGGUUAUGGCAGUGGUGCUGACAAGCAGGUAGUCAAAGCAAAUACCCCAACAAACACCCCACCAUCAAACACACCCUCAAACAGCUGCUUCGAAAAGGCUUACAAAUACGCACAAAAGCUUUAUUUAACAACUUACGACUCAAUGCAAAGGAGUAGUUCAACUAAUUCGUCCGGAUACGACGGUCCUUUUGAAAAUGCAGAUAUUGGCACCAGGGUCAGUGAGCAAUGUCGUACAGCAAUAGGAAUUAGUUCGAGGAACUCACAGAAGGUCACCUACGAAAUCACCAAGGAUGAUCUCAAUAUCGCUAUUCUCUCCAUAGUCAAGUCUACAUUUAGAUUGGGUGAGAGUGUGUUGGGUAAGAUAUCAAUAAAUAAACCCAAUACUAUGUGCGGUAAGGUUUUGAAGUUAUCAGCUACACUGGAAAGUCACGAAAUUGCGAAUGAGAAUUAUGCAAACCUCAAUCAAAAGCAUACGAUAAACGCUACGCGUAAAGUACAUUCAGAAUUUCAUCAACCUCUCGCAAUCGACUUGUCCGAAAUAGGUUUUUCGCUUGAUGUACCUUCACACCAAUCAUCAGAUUUCAAGACAUCUAUCUUUGAAGUAAAGUGGAUUAUCAAGCUGUCAUUUUUAGUAAUAAUACCAGUAAUUGUGGAGGACCCGCAAGCACUCUCACCCAGACCAUCAAUAGGCAGCCUCGAUUCAUCCCCACUACCCACGCCAAUUCUUCAGCCUAUGCCACGCACUCCAUUCACAUCCUCAAGCUCAACAUCAACGCCAUCUUCCCCAUCUACUACUAAUCUCAAUCUCGGUAAUGGAUUUUGCGCGAAAAGUGUAAAUCACCUUGUCAACGUGGAUCACAUACCCAACUCGUUCAGGUCGCAGGAUAGAUUAGGAGGCGGGGAUGGAAAAGGGAAGGAAGAGCUGAUUCAAUGCCAGAUACCACUGAAUGUUUUACCAAAUUCAACAGACUACGAACCCGAAUUGUGUAAUAUACUACUUUGA